AUGUCUACCCGUCGCGGCGUCGGCCUUGGAGCCUUCGUAAACCGCAACCAGUCAGCACAGUCAUACGCCACCCACGGUGCCAACCUCCGCACCACCCACCUUACCUCCCUCCAGAAUCAACUCUCCGUUUUCCAAUCUCUUCUCCAUUCCUUUGCCCUUGAGCACGCCUCAACCAUUAAAUCGAAUCCGACCUUCCGCGCUGAGUUUGCGCGCAUGUGUCAUGCUAUCGGGGUCGAUCCUUUGGCAGCUAGCAACGUAAAGGGCAAAGGGAAGAAGGGUAUUAGCAUACCUGGUUUGGGUGAAGGGGGUAGUUUUUGGACUCAGAUACUAGGCGGUGAUGUGACUGAUUUCUAUUUUGAAGUUGCUGUGCGUGUUGUGGAACUUUGUCGAGAAACCAGGGGGGAGAACGGUGGACUUAUUGGAGUUGAGGAAUGCAGGGCGCGGGUGGGGAGGGGUAAGGCGAUUGGCGGGGGUCUAGAGGUUUCUGAAGACGACAUCCUUCGCGCAGUCAAGUCUCUCGAACCCCUUGGAUCAGGAUUCGCAAUUAUAAAAGUUGGCAGCAAACAAUUCAUCCGCUCAAUACCCAAGGAGCUCAAUACAGACCAAGCCACAGUACUUGAAGUGAUUCAGAUUCUUGGUUUCGUUACCGUCUCGAUGCUGCAGCUUAAUUUGAACUGGGAAAAGGCGAGGUCGCAAACCGUCAUUGACGACCUUUUGGCUGAUAGCUUGGUUUGGGUUGAUACUCAGGGCGCGGAGAAAGAAUAUUGGUCGCCUCAGAAUUUGCUUGAUGAUGGCGAUUGA
Messenger RNA from Histoplasma mississippiense, 801 nucleotides. RefSeq lists its product as hypothetical. Gene Ontology annotation, biological process: protein transport to vacuole involved in ubiquitin-dependent protein catabolic process via the multivesicular body sorting pathway. Bases 1 to 801 code for a protein of 266 amino acids. The transcript has 2 exons. NCBI's taxonomy places the organism in Eukaryota, Fungi, Ascomycota, Eurotiomycetes, Onygenales, Ajellomycetaceae. The record is from RefSeq and is a predicted model, not a curated record. Gene Ontology annotation, cellular component: ESCRT II complex.